CGCAGUACUCGGACGUCGCGACCCUGUUCGAAGGUGGCGGCCCUCCCGGCGACGGUCUUGAUCCUGGGCGAGAGCGGCACCGGUAAGGAGUUGCUCGCCAGACUUAUUCACCGCGAAUCUGGUGCUGAGGACUCGCCAUUCGUCGCGGUCAACCUUGCCGCCAUUCCGAACGACCUUGUGGAGAGCACCCUCUUCGGCCACGAGAAAGGGGCGUUCACCGGCGCCAUUCGUCAGCAGCUCGGUAAAUUUGAACUUGCCACCGGUGGAACGUUGUUUCUCGACGAGGUCGGCGACUUGCGCUACGAGUUGCAAGCCAAGCUGCUCCGCGCCAUUCAGGAGGGCGAGAUCGAACGGGUGGGUGGCACUCAUGCAAUCAAGACCGACUUCCGCCUCAUCGCCGCCACCAACACCGACCUGAGCAAGGCGGUCAAGGCCGGCACGUUUCGCGAAGAUCUGUUUUACCGAUUGAACGUGAUCCCGAUACAGCUGCCGGCGUUGCGAGAUCGGAUCGAAGAUGUGCCCGAACUGGCCAGGUUCUUCCUGCGCCGCUUCAACGUCAAGUUCAGGAAGGAUAUUCAGGGGAUCGCCGACUCGACGCUUCGAAUUCUCGGCUCCCACUGGUGGCCGGGCAACAUCCGGGAACUGGAGAACCUUGUCGAACGCCUCGUUGCGAUAUCAGACAAGAACUGGAUCACCGACGAGGACCUGCCCAUCGAGUUUCACGUCGCGCAGCUGAACUCCGCACAACCGGCGGUGGACCAUCUGCUGGACCGCGCGGUCUCGACGUUCGAGCGCAACUUCAUUAUCCGAGCACUCGAGAAAGAGGGGUGGAACGUCACCGCGACCGCACGGUCGCUGGGUAUCCCUCUCAGCACGAUGAAGUUUAAGAUGGACCGCCUUGAGAUCAGAGCCCUAGCCCGCAAGCGGCGCGGCAACUAG
Molecule: messenger RNA, 939 nt
Organism: Geodia barretti
Lineage: Eukaryota; Metazoa; Porifera; Demospongiae; Tetractinellida; Geodiidae
Source: the annotation of a GenBank genome assembly